This is a messenger RNA of Bombyx mori (domestic silkworm), 2806 nucleotides long. Its product is annotated as ATP-dependent DNA helicase DDX11. The record is from RefSeq and is a predicted model, not a curated record. Lineage: Eukaryota; Metazoa; Arthropoda; Insecta; Lepidoptera; Bombycidae. Bases 128 to 2734 code for a protein of 868 amino acids. Gene Ontology annotation, biological process: establishment of sister chromatid cohesion; nucleobase-containing compound metabolic process. The transcript has 14 exons. Gene Ontology annotation, cellular component: nucleus. Gene Ontology annotation, molecular function: ATP binding; hydrolase activity, acting on acid anhydrides, in phosphorus-containing anhydrides; DNA helicase activity.
CAAACUCUUUAAAAAAAUUGGGAAAAGAACCAAAAAGUUGGAUUUGAAAUUUUGAAAACUUUGUGCAUUGGGUUGCAAUUACGACCACAUUAAAAUAAAAUACAUUCAAUCAUACAGUAGCAAAAUAAUGGAGCCAGUAUUUCAAUUUCCUUUUAAUCCAUAUCCCAUUCAAGAAAAGUUCAUGCGCGAGCUUUAUUUUACCAUAGAAAAUAGAAAAUUGGGAAUAUUCGAAAGUCCAACUGGAACAGGUAAAUCACUUAGCAUAUGUUGUGCAGCGCUCCAGUGGCUUAAAGAUAGCAAUAAGAAAAUUUUAGAAGAACUAAAAGCUGAAAUUGGCACUCUUAAAUUGGAAAUUUCACAAACUAUGGACAGUAAUGAUUGGCUGCAAGAAGAAUAUGAAAAAAUUAAGAAAAACCAAAUGCUCAUAACACUACAAAAUAAAAUGGAUAAAAUUAUACAAUGUAAAGAAAAUUUUGAGAAUAUGGCAAAGCGAGUUUCAAAACAUAAAUCAAAUGUUAACGUUAAGUCAACAGAUAACUAUUGUAAGAGUGAUAAGAAAAAAAACAGUGAACCUGAAUUAGAGAAAGAGAACAUAGAAGAACAGAAUGAUAGUGAAGGUGAUAGAGAUUUAAUUCUUGAGGAAUUUGAAGAAAAUGCUGAAAGUGAUACUUAUCCUGAGGAAGUGGAAGAAAUGGACAAUAAAGAUGAAAUCAUAAAGGUAUACAUUAGCAGCAGGACACAUAGUCAGCUCUCGCAGUUUAUUGGGGAAAUAAAGAGAACCAUUUUCAAGGAUGUCACUAGAGUUGUCACUUUAGCAUCGAGACAACAUUACUGCAUCAAUUCUGAAGUCGCAAAGUUGAAGAAUGUUAAUUUAAUAAACGAAAGGUGUCUAGAUAUGCAGAAAACUAAAAGUAAAUCAACAUCAUUCAGUGACGAUGGUAGAGUUCUCAAAAAGAGUAAGUUAAGGGCUUGUACUGCCUGCCCUUAUUACAAUCAAAACAAUAUAACAAAACUAAAAGAGAGAAUGCUAAUUGAAAUUAUGGACAUGGAAGACUUGGUCAAAUGUGGAAAAGAAUUGAAGGCUUGUCCAUAUUAUGCGUCUAGGAUGGCCAUGGAUGAUGCAGAGGUGGUACUUAUAAGUCACGCGGGUAUAGUAAGUUCUGGAGCCAGAUCAGGAAUAUCAUUAAAAUUGAAGGAUAACAUCUUGAUUCUGGAUGAAGCACAUGGCCUCAGUGCGGCACUGGAGAAUGCUCAUUCCGCCCCUGUCACUGUUAAACAGCUGUCUUCCGUGAAAACUUAUCUACAAUUCUACAUAAACAAGUAUAGAGCAAGAUUGAGUAGUAGAAAUUUGUUGUCUCUGAACCAGAUUAGUUUUGUUGUAGGGAAGUUAAUAAGCUUAGUUAAACCAAAAGAGACAGAAAAAAGCAAAGAAACGACCAUACUUACUCUUGAGGAUUUCGUGAUAAAAGCUGAAAUAGAUCACAUGAAUUUGAGGCCCUUAGUAGAAUUUUGUAGAAGCACACGUUUGGCGCCCAAAUUACACGGGUUUUCCAUGAGGUAUAGCCAGCAAGUAUUGGAGGAGGAGGAAUCAAAAAAAAUUGCAGUGAAAAAAAACUCAUUCCAGAAAUUUCUAUCAAAUAUCGCAAAGAAGAAGGAAUUGGCUAGCGUUGAAGAAACACAAACGGAAACUAAACCUAUCGUCCAGUUCGCAACAGAAACGUCGGCGGGCAGCGGGCUCUAUGCCGUGCUAGACUUCCUGGAAAUGCUCUGCGCACGAAGCGAGAACGGACGAGUGCUGGUGCAACAAGGCGACACCGGCCUGCUCAAGUAUCUGCUGCUCAAUCCGGCUGAAUGUUUUACUGAUGUACUGGCUCAAUGCAGAUCUGUGAUUGUGGCUGGGGGUACCAUGGAGCCGAUAAGUGAAUUCAAAGCGCUGCUCAGCUCCAACGGAAGAUCAGACUCCAAACUGAACAUAGUGCGAUGUGAACAUGUUGUACCUCCAGACAAUAUAUUAGCUGUGUGCUUGUCAAGAGGACCGUCUAAUACUGUAUUCAAUUUCUCCUAUGAAAAUCGAAUGUCCAAGGAAUUGCUAAAUGAAGUAGGUCGUACAUUAAGAAACGUCUGCAGCAUCGUGCCGGGCGGUGUGGUAUGCUUCCUACCUUCAUAUUCCUAUGAACAAACUGUCUACGAUCAUUUGAAAAACAAUAAUAUUAUUGAUUUUAUAAGCAAAAGGAAGAGCGUAUUCCGUGAACCAAAAUCUGCAGCUGAUGUUGAACAAGUACUUCACAAAUAUUCAUUAGCUGUAAAAAGUAAGGAAAAAAAUGGAGCUUUAUUACUGAGCGUCGUAGGUGGUAAGCUUAGCGAAGGCUUGAAUUUUAGCGACGAUCUGGGGCGAUGUGUAAUGGUUGUGGGAAUGCCGUAUCCUAAUGUGAAGUCGCCAGAGCUGCAGGAGAAAAUGUCCUAUUUGAAUAGAACUGCAGGUGGUAAUGCUGCUAACAUUUACUAUGAAAGUUUGUGUAUGAAGGCAGUCAACCAAUGUAUAGGUAGGGCUGUUCGGCAUAUUAAUGACUAUGCAACUGUGCUGUUAAUAGAUGAAAGAUAUUCGAGAGUCCAAACGAUAUCAGCUUUACCUUCAUUUGUACAGAAAUCGUUAAUAUCAAACUCCAGUUUUGGUCAAAUGAUCGGAAGCAUGGCAAAGUUCUUUUCAAGGCACAAGGAAAUAAAAACAAAUUGAAUGAAAUAAUUCAACAGCUUUAACAAUAUUAUAAUAGGGAUAAUAAAAUAUAAUAAAUAACUUAUAAAACUA